GAGCAUUUUCUUUCUCGCUCUGUUUACCUGUGCAGUAGGGCGCAGCCACAAGAAGCCCAGAUCUUUCGGGGAAGGACUGUCCCCUGUCAAGCGCCGGCUGGCACUUGUUCUUAGCGGGUCGGGUACCUGAGGAAAUUUGCAUAAACUCUGGCAUAAUAAAUGAUAGGCCGAGAUCAGGAUCUCGGUUCCGCCGCCGCCAGUCCUAUAAAUAUAGUUUAUGACAGGUUAUUUGAAUUGGGUUGGUGCCUGGACUCUGGAAGCAAGGAAUGAAUGAGCUGGUCCAGGCCCUGCGACUCAUCACGCCGGCGGAUACCGCCCCGCCUGACAGGGAUCCUCGCUUGCUUGCUAGCUUCCCUCCUAACAAACACCGCCAUCACAGCCCAUCAGCGAGCAGUUCUUCCCAACAAAUCCCGUUCGGGCCGUCUGCAGUCGAAGACAGGGGUAUUGUUGGCGAACAAAUCUCGGCCUCUGCUGGCAGUCGCUGCCGAAGCCCCAUGCCGAGCGAAUCCGGAAGAAGCAGCCAGGACACGCAAGUACCGGUGGGCGAAGACACAAAGUUGACGUGGGAUUAUUAUGAAAUAGAAACCAGGAAUAAUCCAGCGCUCCCCAGGUGCAUUUGCAACAAUGGCCACCGACAUCGUGCAUGGGCCUAUGGGGUAACCACCACCUGCCACUGCCAGGCUCUUCAGGAAAUGAUCACUGCCAAAACUCCGCGCUCUCAAGCUUGUGGCCGUCGGAAUUGAAACCAGGCAAUCAAGUGCCUCUCAGAUCAUCAAAACCAAAAACACACCUACAUAAAUGAUCUCCUGUGCUGCAUCAUUCACCGCACGGAUGAGCAUCUUCUUUUCGAAGCGAUGGAGGAGAGCCACCUUAAGCCUGACUUCACCAUGAUAUGUACCAUGUCUGUGCAUCUAAAAGUGGAGGCAGAUCGACUUCGAAGAAUUUUUUUCCCCGACUCCUGCAAACGCUUACCAUGCAUGCCUAGCGCAAGCGGUCCACAACGAGAACCCAUAGUACACACACAUAUAUCGGAAAUUUCAGGCGAUGCGCAAGAUAACCACCGAUUCGAUUUGGCUCGGGGAGCGACCACUUCAG
Molecule: messenger RNA, 1095 nt
Organism: Aspergillus versicolor CBS 583.65
Lineage: Eukaryota; Fungi; Ascomycota; Eurotiomycetes; Eurotiales; Aspergillaceae
Exons: 1
Coding region: 267-743 (158 amino acids)
Source: RefSeq, a predicted model, not a curated record